Poecilia reticulata (guppy) is the source of this 1466-nucleotide messenger RNA. Lineage: Eukaryota; Metazoa; Chordata; Actinopteri; Cyprinodontiformes; Poeciliidae. The record is from RefSeq and is a predicted model, not a curated record.
CAAUAUGGCAGCUCCCGUGAACAGUGUGGGUAAAACCUCUGGUGACCGUUUUCAGGUUAAUUGUACGAGCUUUCAGAAGAAAACAAGAAGUAAAUUGAUCUCCAUACCCGGGACGAGACCUUCGGUCCAAAACGGACAGCUCUUAGUUUCGACUGGUGUCACGUCGCUGGACUACCUGCUCGGUGGUGGAUUAGCAGUUGGUACAGUGCUUCUCAUUGAGGAGGACCGAUUUGACAGCUACUCCCGCAUGAUCUUGAAGUACUUUCUGGCAGAGGGAGUGGUGUGUCGGCAUGAACUUUUUGUGGCAACAGCUCAAGAUAACCCUGAUGAAAUCCUACAGGAGCUUCCAGCCCCUAUCUUGGAUGAUGUUGCUGUUCCUAAACCCGUGGAUCAGCCCAGACCGACUGGUGAACCCCAGGACAGUUUGGAUGCCAUGACGAUUGCCUGGCGCUAUCAGAACCUGCCUAAAGUUCAGAGUGCUUUGGCAUCUUCCUCUCGAUUCGGACACUACUAUGAUGUCUCAAAGACGAUGGAGGCAGAGAUUCGCCAAGCGGCCAAGUGCCACCGCUUCUACCUUCCGGAUCACAUCACCCCGUCAUCAGCAGCACACAGUGCCAGGGUUGAGUCCUACUCUGCCUUACUGAAGUCACUCCAAGAGGUCAUACACAGAGAGGGCUUUGAUUUGGCGACCCCCAUGUCAAAGUCACGUAACAUCCUGCGUGUGGGGCUUCACUCUCUGGGCUCAGCUCUGUGGGGGGACGACAUGUGUUGCCAUGACAAACCUAGACAUGGCCACGCCCUGACUACCUUUCUGUAUGGACUCCGUGCAUUGUUGAGGUCAUCGCUUUCAGUUGCCGUAGUAACCUUACCUUCACAUCUCAUCCAGGACAGAGCUCUAAUGGGCAAUAUAACCCGGCUGUGUGACAAUGCCAUCGCCCUGGAAUCAUUCAAAGGCUCUGAGAGAGAGACCAACCCUCUCUACAAAGACUACCACGGCCUGCUGUUUGUGCGCCAGGUGCCUCACCUGAACUGUCUGGCCAGGCAACUCCCUGACCACAAGGAUCUGGCCUUUAAGCUCAAGAGGAAACAGUUUACUAUUGAGUCACACUCGAGUGAGCUGAAGACACGAAAGGUUACCCAGGUGAGGGUUGGCAGGGAUGGAAGCAAAGCAGGGCUUCCAGAUGACUCCAUAGAUGUUUGUGUGCAUUUGGAAUGAAGUUGGUGGGAAGAUCAUAGACAAACUUUGUCUUUCUAAGAUCUUCAUUUUUUUUUUUUUGCCUUACACUUGUUGGCUUUUUCUUGAGAUAAAUUACAGGUUCUCUCCAAAUCUCUAAGCUACUUUGGCAAAAAUAUACGUUAUCUUASKCUAUCUGCUAACCCCACAAAACGCUUCUCAAAAAACAAAACCCAAAAUAAAUCCCUCUCUUUGCAUAUGCAGCUCUGGAAAAAAUUAAGAGAUCACUUAA